Molecule: messenger RNA, 868 nt
Organism: Harpia harpyja (harpy eagle)
Lineage: Eukaryota; Metazoa; Chordata; Aves; Accipitriformes; Accipitridae
Gene: THAP1
Product: THAP domain containing 1
Exons: 3
Coding region: 93-815 (240 amino acids)
Molecular function (GO): sequence-specific DNA binding
Source: RefSeq, a predicted model, not a curated record
GGGGGGGGGCGAGGGGGAGGAUGGGCGCCUGGCGGUAAAUUAACGGCGCCCGCGAGCUCGUCUGCUUGACGCUGGGCUGCGGCGGAGGAAGGAUGGUGCAGUCCUGUUCCGCCUACCGCUGCCGGAACCGAUACGACAAAGAGAAGCCCAUCUCUUUCCACAAGUUUCCUCUUACAAGACCUGAUCUUUGCAAGAAAUGGGAAGCUGCUGUUAAAAGGAAAAACUUCAAGCCAACCAAGUAUAGCAGCAUUUGUUCAGAACACUUUACUCCCGAUUGCUUUAAAAGGGAAUGCAACAACAAGCUUCUGAAAGAAAAUGCUGUGCCCACAAUAUUUUGUUAUACUGAACCCAGUGAAAAGCCUGAAGAAUUUGCAGAACAGCCAGAAGAUCCACCUCCACCACCUCCACCACCGCCACCACUUCCACCACCACCAGCAGCAGCAGCUCCAGUAUUACCACCAUCUCCAUCAACUCCUUUUCAUUUGUCUCAAAUAGAUGCCAGAUUUGUAGAUCCAAGUAUUGGAUUAUUGAUGCCUCCUCUCCAGACCCCUAGCAAUCUUGCUGUUUUUUGUGAUCACAACUAUACUGUAGAGGAUACAGUUCAUCAGCGAAAAAGAAUUCAGCAGCUGGAGGAACAAGUUGAAAAACUGCGGAAGAAGCUCAAGACAGCGCAACAGCGAUGCCGGCGUCAGGAAAGACAAAUUGAAAAACUGAGAGAGAUUGUUCAGUUUCAGAAAGAAAAAGACAUAUUGGCAGGAAAAGGCUAUGUGAUUCUGCCCAAUGACUAUUUUGAAGUUGUAGAAGUACCUGCCUAGAAGUCAUGAACACCAGUUUUCACUUUGCUAGGCCAAGAAAUUUAGUUUAAAAA